Molecule: messenger RNA, 585 nt
Organism: Ceutorhynchus assimilis (cabbage seed weevil)
Lineage: Eukaryota; Metazoa; Arthropoda; Insecta; Coleoptera; Curculionidae
Source: the annotation of a GenBank genome assembly
UGCGGUCCCAAUAUCAUUUAAUUUUAGACAAACCAGAAGUGAUAACAUAUAUACAUCGGUAGCAAUUCAUUAAGCAACAAGAGUUAAUUUGCUUGCAAGCUUAAAAAAAAUGACAUCUCAAACCAAAGAAUGUCUCGUUUAUACAUUAGGAGAGAGUGUCACACGUUAUUACUGCCUUGAGGACCAAAUUUGUUGUGCAAAUAAAUGUUGCACCCCCACCAAUUCAAAUUACUAUAAAGAUCACUGGUACAUUUGGUUUGCAGUAGUUAUUACAAUUUUCAUACUUCUUUGUGUUUGGUGUCACGCUGAAAAAGGAGGUUUCCUUACUGAAAGGCGAAACGUUUUACCAACCAGUCAUUGUAGUAGAAAUUUACUAGUGGUAAACCACCAAAAUGACAAUGAACUACCAGAAUUUACAUCUAAUUACGAAAUACCAAUUUACGAUAUUUCAGAGCCAAUAAUAAUUGAAAGUGAAAGUUGCAAUACUUACGAUCCCGGAGAUUUUUCUUCUUGUACUUGUGAUAAUGAUGAAUGAAUUAAUUUAUUGAUAUAAUUAAUCUAUAUACUUUUGAUGUUUUUUUUUAC